GAAAACCCCUUCUAAUGUCGGUUGAUUCAGUCCUGGUGCUGUAACUCAUAUCACGUUUGGACAGCAGUCAGUGUUUGAUGUGGAUUUUUACUCAUGCGGAUUAAUUUCAUUGGUAUGAACGUAAAAGGGAAAAUAAACUGCACUUCACUGCAAAUAUUUCAUUCCUUCACCGUGGCUUUUAUGCUAAUGGAAUAAAUUCAAGUAGGUUUUUGGAGAACAGAUGAUAUGACGGUAAGUUGAAUAAGGAUGUCAGAUGAUUUUAUCCAAAGCAGUCAGAAACUUUCUUCUGUGGAACAAAAGACUCCAUUCAGCAAACCCAGAUCCAUCACUCGCUAUCACGGGGAAGUAACAAUGCUUCAUUUCGUUAACUUUAAUGAACAUUUGCACAUAAUGUGUUUCUCAGCAUGAAUGAAUGAGGUGUGUGUGUCCUGUUUCUGCUUCAGUGACGUGGAACAUUAUUGACGGGAACCUUCCAGAAGCUUCUGUGAGCCAUCGACAGACAUCACAAAACAUCUGACUAAACCCAUGAUAAAGAUCCUCAGGACGUGUCUGUGAACAGUCUGUCUGUGAUGGCGGUGACGGACUCCAGGAGCAGUCUGGACGCGGCUGUGGGCUCCAGACAACAGGCCGGUCAGGGCUGGAUCAACACGUACCCGCUGUCCAGCGGCGUCUCCACACUCUCCAAAAAAUCAGGUUUGUCAAAGAAGACGAACAGAGGAACACAGCUGCACAAAUACUUCAUGAAGCGCAGAACGCUGCUGCUGGCCCUGCUGGCCAGUGAGGUGGAGCGUCUGACCACCUGGUACAAUCCUCUGGGCAGCCAGGAGCUCCAGAUAUCAGCCGAACAGUCUGUGGAAACCAGCAUCGCCAACUGGAGGUCAAAGUACAUCAGCCUGACUGAGAAACAGUGGAAGGACAAUGUUAAUCUGGCGUGGAGCAUCGCGCCGUAUCUCGCCCUACAGCUGCCCGCCAGGUUCAAGAACACUGAAGCCAUCUUCUCAGAAGUGACCCGCUUGGUUCGGUUGGAUCCGGGAGCGGUCAGUGACGUUCCUGAGGCUGUGAAGUUCUUGGUGACGUGGCACACGAUUGAUGCUGAUUCUCCGGAGUUGAGUCACAUCUUGUGUUGGGCUCCGGCUGACCCUCCCACGGGCCUGUCGUAUUUCUCCAGCAUGUAUCCGCCGCAUCCGCUGACCGCGCAGUACGCCGUCAAAGUCCUGCGCUCCUUCCCUCCUGAUGCUAUUCUGUUUUACAUCCCACAAAUUGUUCAGGCUCUCCGUUAUGACAAGAUGGGGUACGUGAGAGAAUACAUCCUGUGGGCGGCACAGAAGUCUCAGCUUCUGGCACAUCAGUUCAUCUGGAACAUGAAGACCAACAUCUACACAGACGAGGAGGGACACCAGAAAGACCCUGACAUCGGGGAGCUUCUGGAGCAUUUGGUUGAAGAGAUCAUCGGCUCCCUCUCGGGUCCAGCUAAAGACUUCUACCAGCGCGAGUUUGACUUCUUCAACAAGAUCACCAAUGUCUCAGCCAUUAUAAAGCCCAUUCCUAAAGGUGACGAGCGGAAGAGAGCGUGUCUGAGAGCUCUGUCCGAUAUCAAAGUCCAACCAGGCUGUUAUCUGCCCAGUAACCCCGAGGCCAUAGUCCUAGACAUUGACUACAAAUCUGGAACGCCAAUGCAAAGUGCUGCAAAAGCACCAUACCUGGCCAAAUUCAAGGUGAAACGCUGUGGAGUGAGUGAACUCGAGAAAGAGGGUUUAUUGUGUCGCUCGGACUCACUGGAUGAAGCUCAAAGCGGAGAAGACGCUCAGAAGAUCUGCUGGCAGGCGGCCAUCUUUAAAGUCGGAGACGACUGCAGACAGGACAUGUUGGCUUUGCAGAUCAUUGGUCUGUUUAAGAACAUCUUCCAGCUGGUGGGACUCGACCUGUUUGUUUUUCCUUAUAGGGUGGUAGCGACAGCACCAGGGUGUGGCGUCAUCGAGUGCAUCCCAGACUGUAAGUCCAGAGAUCAGCUGGGACGACAGACCGAUUUCGGGAUGUACGAUUAUUUCCGUAACCAGUACGGAGACGAAUCCACUCUGGCCUUCCAGAAGGCGAGGUAUAACUUCAUCAGGAGCAUGGCUGCGUACAGUCUGCUGCUCUUCCUGCUGCAGAUCAAGGACAGACACAACGGGAACAUCAUGCUGGACAGACAGGGACACCUCAUCCACAUCGACUUCGGCUUCAUGUUUGAGAGUUCUCCGGGUGGGAAUCUGGGCUGGGAGCCGGACAUCAAACUGACGGACGAGAUGGUGAUGAUCAUGGGCGGCAAGAUGGAGGCCACGCCCUUUAAGUGGUUCAUGGAGAUGUGUGUGCGCGGAUACCUGGCCGUCAGGCCAUACAUGGAUGCUGUGGUUGCCUUGGUAACGCUGAUGUUGGAUACAGGAUUGCCCUGCUUCCGCGGUCAGACCAUCAAACUGCUCAAGCAGCGUUUUAACCCUGGAGUGAGUGAGAAGGAAGCAGCGGCUUUUAUCAUCAAAGUCAUUCAGAACUGCUUCCUGAGCAGCAGGAGCAAAACGUAUGACAUGAUCCAGUACUAUCAGAACCAGAUCCCGUACUGAAGGCCAGAGAAACGUGUGUGUGUGUGUGUGUGUGUGUGUGUGUGUGUGUUCUCCUCUCACUGUCACAGUCACAGUCUGGUGUGUUUCUGCACUUUAUACACCUGACAUGAGUUUGCAUGGAUUCAUACGCACUUAUAUCAGCACUUAUGAGACUCACAUGACACACUUUCUGCUGCAUGAUGAUUUCAGUUAUAAUUGAUUUUUUAAAGUCAAUUUCGUGCCAUUUUGAGUUUUAUUUGAUGUGAUUUUGUUUAUGGCCUUUGAUAAUUUCCUGGCAAAUCAUGUUGUUGUUACAGCAGAUGUGUUUAUGGUCUGGACUAGAGCUGGACUAUGUCUGGACAUUUUAGAGGUGAUAAAUUAACGCACAAAAAUCAGUAUUUGGUUGAUUUUAUUUAUUAUCAGGCAGUGGAGGAGAGAUGUUUGAAGAGUUGAAAUGUUUGCUAUUCUGUGAAUCUUGAUUGUUUUGCAGCUCUGAAUUUUGUGUAAUAAUAUUUGUGAUUUUAUGGUCACAUGACCUCUGAUCAAUCACUGCUUGUUUUGCAGUAUGUGCCUGUUUAUUGAUCAGUCGAUUGUGCAGUAAGUGACUAAUCUUUGUACGCUCGUUUGUACGGUUGCAUUAAUUUUAUCCUUCCUUUGGACUAUUUAUUCUGUCUGCGAUAUUUAAUAAAUGUCUACAAUAAUUGCA
Messenger RNA from Megalobrama amblycephala (Wuchang bream), 3282 nucleotides. Its product is annotated as phosphatidylinositol 4-kinase alpha-like. Bases 570 to 2597 code for a protein of 675 amino acids. Gene Ontology annotation, cellular component: cytoplasm; plasma membrane. Gene Ontology annotation, molecular function: 1-phosphatidylinositol 4-kinase activity. Gene Ontology annotation, biological process: phosphatidylinositol-mediated signaling; phosphatidylinositol phosphate biosynthetic process. The record is from RefSeq and is a predicted model, not a curated record. Lineage: Eukaryota; Metazoa; Chordata; Actinopteri; Cypriniformes; Xenocyprididae. The transcript is spliced from 20 exons.